CUGUGGGAAGAGAUUUGGAAAAGCAAGAAAAGAACACGGAAAAGUAGAGGCUCUCUGGAGGUGCAGAAGCUUUCUCCUGUACAGAUGCUGUUUAUGAAGGCCUUUAAGCUGUCUGACAUCUGCCAGUGGUUUCUGGACACAACUGAAACCAGGUCUCUAGUGAUCGUGAAGAAACUCAACACACGUCUCCCAGGGGAGAUCCCCCCCAUCAAAGUCCCCAUGCAGAAAUAUUCCUCCUCUAGUCUCUACCCCAGUUCACUGCAAGCUGAACGUUUGAAAAAACACCUCAAGAAGUUUGCAGCCACUACUCCAGCUCGGAAUAACCUGAAGAACCAAAAGCUUUGGGCCAAAAUUCAGGAGAACACUGAUAAAGUAGAAGCUGAAGAAAGUAUCGCUCCCAGCCAGACAUCUCCCACCAACACUGGCACCAAGGACCUGAGUGAAGACAAAACCAUCCAGCCUGCCCACAGCCUGCCCACACAGGCCAGCACCAGGAUCCUGCGCAAGUACUCCAACCUACGGGGCAAGCUGCGAGCCCAGCACCGUGUGGUGAAGGCAGAGAAGAAGAGUGAUGGCCCAGGGGACCACCUGUCCCUGGAGAGCAAGCAGAGCCGGAAGAGUGUGUGCAUCAACCCACUGAUGUCUCCAAAGUUGGCCUUGCAGAUCAAAGCAGAUGCCUUUCCUGCUAAAUCUCCAUCAGUAGAUGGGACGGGGAAAGGGCGGAAGGGGAAGAGUAGGUCCCAGGAGGAUCCCUCACCCAAAUCUGACCUCCAGUUCAGCAGGAAGAAGAGGACACUGAAAGAGACCGGGAGCACCCAGGAGCGGUCCAGCUCCUCCACCAAGGACAAGCUGCCUGCCAAGAAGGCCAGUAAAAUAAAGCAUUUGGAGGUCAGUACAAAAGUUCCUGCCACCCGAAAGCAGACUGCCAUGGAGAGGAGCAAUAAGCUGGCUAGAAAAAUGUCUUUGAAAGAGAAGACAGCCCCCAAAAGGCAGCUGGAGAAGAUGCGGCUCCCCAUGCGGAAGGGCAAGGAGAACACAAGCAGACGGGCUGUCUUGCCCCCUGGCCAUGAGGAGCUGGCCAAGUCCCUAAAGCAGAAGCCCCUGGGUGAGUCCUCCACACGGUCACAGAAGAUGUCCAGCAAGAAGCCCAGCUGUGGGAAGACCCUGACCAGGUCCAUGAAAAAGAUGCAGGAGAGCAGUGGGUCACAGGGCAAGAGGAAACUGAGGGCAAAAGUGGACUGUUCACACAGCAAACGCUCACGACUGGACCCAAAAUAGCAAAGAACCGGUAGCCAUGUGCAAAACUGGUGUAUAGUAGUAACCCUUUACCAUGCAUUAACUAAAGCUGCUUUUAUAAGCUGUAGCAAGCCUUUAAAAAUCCGCAGCUAAAGGAAAACGCCCGUGAUUUUAGGCAUCGGCAGAUAUGUCUCGGACAGAGAAGAGGUCGGUCUGUCUGGCUCUGCUGUUCGGAAGGAAGUUUCUGCAGUUUGAAUGUUCCUUGGGUUUUUUUAAACUUGGAACCAGGCAGUUUUAGUUAAAAGUACAGUGCCUUAUUUAUCACUUUAAAAAUAAAAAUAAGAAGCUUGUCUGUGUGAUUUGGAGGCUUGCGUUUUAUACUUGAGGCACAAGCACUUGUACUG
Molecule: messenger RNA, 1640 nt
Organism: Calypte anna (Anna's hummingbird)
Lineage: Eukaryota; Metazoa; Chordata; Aves; Apodiformes; Trochilidae
Exons: 3
Coding region: 85-1278 (397 amino acids)
Source: RefSeq, a predicted model, not a curated record